GACGUCAGCGAUCCUUAUGAAGAGAUUUAUGUGCUGGAAUGUGGGGACUUGUAGCUCCUAGAACUACUUUGCUUCGAAGAAGUGAAGUAAAUCUAAAUUAAAAGUAUCAGAAAAGAGGACCAAGCGAACGGACACUGGCAUGGCUGCUCAGAUUGGACAUUCUGUUGGGGCCAGUAUGUUUUCCUCAACGAUUGGAAUGCCAUUAAGUGAUGACAUGUAUGGCCUGAAUGAACUGCCCAAAGCCGACCUUCCAGCGCCUCAGCUGGUUAUGCUGGCAAAUGUUGCUCUCACUGCUGAAGUUGGUGGAUGUGAAUAUCUGAAUGAGGACAAGCAGAUGGCAGAGCUGAAGACUGUGAGCAAUAGCUUGUCCGACAGCGAGGUGGAUGAGGAUGAUGAUGAUGAUGAUGAUGAUGAUGAUUAUGAAGGCGUGCCGGAAGGUGAAAGUGAACCAGAAGUGCCUGCAGAAAUUCAGAAAACAGCAGGAUCAGACAAGGACAGUCUUACCAGCUCGUCCCAGUCUUGUUAUUCCAUGAUAGACUUGCGAGGCAAAGAAAUCUUUGGGUGCUUUGAUGACAAAAGCAAAAGAUCCAAGCCUUUCCGCUGCAAGCCCUGCCAGUUUGAAGCAGACUGCGAAGAGGAGUUUGUUCAUCACAUUACAGUCCAUAGUGCCAAAAACUUUAUUGUGCAGGAGAAUGCUGUGAAGUCAGCACAUUCCAAAGAACCAGAAGAUAAUUCUGAAGAUGGAGAAAAUUGCAAAGGUCCAAUUCGUUGUGAUAGAUGUGGGUACAAUACCAAUAGGUACGACCACUACUUGGCUCAUCUGAGGCAUCACAACAAAGCCGGUGAUGAUCAACGAGUAUUCAGGUGCACCAUCUGCUCCUACACCACAGUCAGUGAGUACCAUUGGAAGAAGCAUCUGAGGAACCAUUUCCCAAAGAAGGUGUAUACCUGCUGCCAGUGUUCCUACUUCUCAGACAGAAAGAACAACUACAUUCAGCACAUACGGACUCAUACAGGUGAACGUCCCUACCGAUGCAUACACUGCCCAUAUUCAAGUUCCCAGAAAACUCAUCUGACCAGACACAUGCGAACACAUUCAGGUGAAAAACCAUUCAAAUGUGAUCAGUGUAGUUACGUGGCCUCAAACCAGCAUGAAGUCACCCGGCAUGCCAGACAAGUUCACAAUGGACCCAAACCAUUAAAUUGUCCACACUGUGAAUACAAAACAGCAGAUCGCAGCAACUACAAAAAACAUGUGGAGCUCCAUGUUAAUCCACGGCAGUUCCUUUGCCCAGUCUGUGACUACGCAGCUUCGAAGAAGUGUAAUCUGCAGUAUCACAUCAAGUCAAGGCACCACGGCUGCAAUGAUAUUACGAUGGAUGUGUCAAAGGUGAGACUGCGGACCAAAAAAGCUGAAGCAGAGAAUUUAUUAGAAGGAGACCUUGAAGAGGCCAAAGAUUGGCAAACAAAUUCUGAGGAAGAUCAGCAAAAACACACAAGUAUGGAAACAGAAAAAGAAGACAAAAAGGAAGAGGUCCAACAAGAGAAAACAGCCAGUUCCAGUACCAUGAAUCAGAUAACUACCAGAAGCCGUAAGUUAAGUCAGGAAAACAGUAAACCAAGCAACAAAAGGCAAAAUACAUCUGAGAAGAAAACGGAAAAAUCUGAAAAGCUGGUGGUCCGAAAUGAAAAGCUAGCAGGGAAAUCUGAAAAGCUGGUGGUCCGAUCAGAAAAGCUAGCAGGGAAAUCUGAAAAGCUAGCAGGGAAAUCUGAAAAGAUGGUGGUCCGAACUGAAAAGCUAGCAGGGAAAUCUGAAAAGCUGGUGGUCCGAUCUGAAAAGCUAGCAGGGAAAUCUGAAAAGCUGGUGGUCAAAUCUGAAAAAAUUACAGCAAAAUCGGAAAAGAUUGCUGUAAAAUCUGAAAAGCCGGUGGGGAAAUCUGAAAAAAUUGCACAGAAAUCUAAAAAGCUGGCACGGAAAUCUGAAAAGCUGAUGGAGAAAUCUGAGCAGCUGCUGGGCAAAUCUGAAAAGAUGGCAGAGAAUUCUGAAAAGACCAAAACUGGAAAAAGAAAGGCAGAUGUAAUGGAUUCUGUUCAAAUGAAAGAGGAUGUUAAAUGUACAUCCUCCAUAGCAGAAAGAAAGAAAAGGAAAGUCACUUUUAAAGACAUCAAUUCCCAGAAAAGAAGUGUUCGGAAGGUCAACCGUGAAAAGUUCAAGAAGCGUAUUUCUGAACAAAAAUCAUCUAGUAAAAGAAAACCUCCAAAAAACAAACUAAGUAAGAGAACAUCUUGCCCAUCCAGUGUUAAAUUAAAGAAGAAUAAAAAGAUCAAGAAACAGCAGUUGGCAGGAAGGAAUUUAACUGAAAGAAAAACUGAAAAAGCUGAAACAAAUGAACGGAUGGCUGAUGAUUCUCAUGAUCUUCUACAAAAUCAAAACCAGUUGACUUCCGAAACUAAGCUGCCAGUCAUCCGUGAAGAUGACAACACUUAUAAAGGAGAAGCAAGCGUGCUGGAUGUUGAAUUGACUGAAGUUCAUGAAGACAAAAUAACCGAAAAUACCAGCGAACAUAAAAAUAUUACAGAACCUGUCGAGGACCAUCAGUUUGAAGAAGCUAAGACUGCAGAAGAGUCAGAGAAUGAAACAAAUGAACCAAAGGAAGCUGUUGAGAGCCAGUGCAGUGAUAAACAAGACAAGUCCCAUGAAGAGAUAGCGGUUGAAAGCCAGUGCAGUGAUAAGCAAGACAAGUCCCACAAAGAGAUAGCCGUUGAGCCAAAAGGGGUGGCCAUAGAAAGUGAUUCAAAAACUGCUGAUCCUUCAGAGAUCCCAAAAGUUGCUCUGGAGCUUCCUUCUGUAACUGAUAAAACCCCAGUUGAAAGCAUGGACGUGGAGGAAGAUGAAGGCAUUCACAGCCAUGAUGGAAGUGAUAUCAGUGACAGUGUUUCUGAGGGCAGCGAUGACUCUGGGUUAAACUCAGGAGUGGGCUCGGCUUCAGAAGUGACCGGUACGGUGGCAAAAGCAAACCCAGAGGAGACCAGACAAGCGCAGGAGAGUUAUGUUUGCAUUUUCUGUGAUCGUAUGUUUGCUGUGGAAGGUGAAUAUAGGAGGCAUCUUAAUCGCCAUUUGGUAAAUGUCUAUUAUCUUGAGACAGCAGCAGAGGAAGACGACCAGUAGGUCUGUGGUCUGAGGGACAUACAGAAAUAUCUCAAACUCAGACUGGUGGUGGUGUUGCCGUUGCUUUACUUCCAACAACUUUUGCUUAUGUUGUUUUUUUUUGUUUUUUUUUUUUAAACAAUGCAGGUUGUAGAAUUAUCCAAGACGCCUGUAUUUUAUUCAUGUAAUUAUCUUUUGGAAGUUGCUUACUUUAGUAGUUCAAUGCAGUUUUGUUACUGCUGGAUGGUUUGCAACUAAAGAAAACACAUUCAAUAUCUUUGGUAGUCUUGCAACUUUACAUUUCACUGAACAGAUUUUUGUUUGAUUUCAAAACAGUCGUAUGAAAACCAGUUUGUUUUCCAUAUUAAAACAAAUCUUUUCCUAGGCAUAAUGUUCAGUUCUUUAAAAGUGAGCACUUUUCAGUUCUUUAAAAACAUUUCAUGCAGUUUGUGUAUCAAACAUUUAAAUCUGUUGGUGCUAUUAUCUAUGCAGUGUAAUCAAAGAAAAAAUGUGUAUAUUUUUAAACUUUUUUUGUUUUAGUUUUUCAGAAGUGAUGCUUGCUCGUUACCUCCAAUGGUAAACAUUUGUAUGUAUGUUUAUUAGGCUGGCCGUUAGCUUGUUAAAAUGAACUGUAAAUGUAUAAUUUCACUGAUCAAUUUGUGGGGAAGAAAUUAGAGGGUUCUGGGAUUUUUUUACGGUUAAUUAGUUCUAAACUGUGAUCAGUACUAGUUGUUCGGUAUUACAACUAGUUUAUUAAAUAAGUCAUUACCUGUUAAAAUACCGUGGCCAGAUCAUUUCUGCAUUUAACCAAUAUAUUUUGACACAAAGCCUGUUUCUUGGCCUAAAGAUAAUUAAUUGCAGCCAUUUGAUUUACAGUUCAUUAAAAGAAAAGAUAACUUUCUAAAGCAAACAGUGCAGUUUGUGUUCAAGUUUAAUACCUAUUCAUUUUGUAUCCAUUUAAGUAAUACAAAUACCAAGCACUUCUGUGAAACAUUCAAGAGGUAGUUACUAACGUUCACCUGCUUUGUAACUAAACCCAGAUUUCAAAUAUACCACCUCAGUAGAGGUGUAUAUUCAUCAGAGGUAUUUUAAACCUCUAAAUAUUAAAAAUAUAUAUUUUUAAUGUUUAGGAACCAUAUUUUUGACAGAUUUCUCUUUUUCUAUGGAUAGAGAAAAAUUGGUUUUCUACUUUUGUAUGUUGAGAUCAAGCCCAAAGAUUUUUUUUUUUCCUUGUAUUUUCCUGACCAUUGUAAAUAGAUAUAACGCUCCGGUAGUGUGAUGUUAAAUAGAAUAUUUUUUGUGCCUUUUGACAAUCAGCUUGUUUGUGACUUUUUUUUUUUUUUUUUUUUUUUUUAAUAAACCCAUGCAGUAAGUUACAUUACAACACUAUUGUUUUAUUGCUGUAACUUUCAAUGUUUGCUCAAUAUUGCUACACUGUAUUUGUAUUUAGAAGAGUAUUUGUAUUAGAAAGCUGUUUUCCCUGUCAUUGACAGACUCGUGUUUUUCCAGCGCUUUAUUCGCUGUUAAAGACACUGGUUGCCAAUUCAUUCCUUCGAGAGAGGCGCUUGAAUGAGGAACCAAGCAUGAGGGAAUGCUACAAUGACUUGCUCAUUCUAACGGCAUGAUCGGUGAUGCUAUAAAAAACUAAAUGCUGCUGAAAGUUAAAUUAAUCCUAGAUGCUUAUAUAAAGGACACUGAAAACAAAAUAAUGCCUUCAGAAAUUAAUUAAAAGUUGCCUUCAUAUACAAAAACACCUACCCAAAUAUCAAGACUUUUAUUGUCAAAGUAGAUCUUGGGGAUUAAUUUUAUAAAUAACAUUUAAUGGAAUAGUUCUGAAUUUGCAUAGUAUGUUUUGAAAAAAAUGCUGAUAAACCAGAUUUAAAAAAAAAAAAAAAAAAAGAAGAACUUCAUCCAAAUACAGAGGAUGUAAAGGAUUAAUUGAAAUACUAUAUUAUGAACAUGAAAGAAAAUGCAUCAAUACGUAUUACCUUUUCAGUUUGGUUGAUCAUGUUGGACAACCAAUCUAAAGCAAUAUUGAUUAUUUAGCUAAGCCAGUGCAAUACUGUUCAGAGUAAUACCAAAGUAAGUAGCUGUAGGAUCAAAUGUAUUUUUCCGUCAUAAUUUGGAGGAAAAAGCAUUAGAAGUAUAUUAACUUGUGCAUGCAAAGAGGCAUUUAUGUCUUGUGCUGUAGCAUGGUUGGAAAUGAGAAUCUUGAAUGAUUAUUUACUUUUAUUAAACUAAAUCUCCUAACAAUUGCUUAUUGUAAAUUUGUUAUUGUAUCCCAAUGUAGGUCAUUGUAGCUUUUCUGAAGUUAGAAACACUGUACAUGUUUUUCAUUUAUGUAUUACAUAUUAUGCUUAUAUUCAAAAAUAUAUCUGUAAUUUCCAGUUGCUGUCUUCGUGGUGUAAAAUGAAACGGUAUCCCUUUUCUGUGUUGUAAUUAACAACAAAUACAAUGAUGUUCACUAGAUUACCCAUCUAAAGACUGCUAAAUAUCAGGUUGUAGUAUGUAAAGUCCACAUUUUUAGUUAUAGCAUUUUGUACCAGUUGCCUGUAUUAUAAAAGCAUUGCAUUGUUUCAGAAAAUAUAAUCCAGUACCAAUGUUACCUUUUAAAGGGCAUGUGACCAUUCAGCAGGGGUAGUGCUCAGACUUCCUAGUAAACUCAGAACCUCGCUGAAGGUUUAAAAGUUCAGAUACAUGAGUGCUUACUGAAACAGUUAGCUUCAGGUAUUCCAAUUACAUUUUUAAAGAGCUUGCAUAUUGUAUUUUAUUUUAUAUUAAAAAAAUAAUUGGAUUUAAGAUAAAGGCAUGUAGUUAUCACAUUUAAUUUUUUUUUAAAUAGAUCAUUGGACUUUUCUAAGCAUAUCUUUAGUAACUUUUCUUUUAUUAAGAGGUUAUUGGCAUAAUUUAAUGCUGGCUUCCAAAGAGAAUGUUUUUCACAGUGUGUAGCCUAUUGCCCUGUUUGUUUUUUUUUUUUUAGUAUAUGUUUGAUGAAGAAAAGGGAUAUUGGAUCAUUUGCUUCAGAACAUUGAGCUAUCUGGUGUGCAGAACUGUUACUUGCUGCAGAUAUACACUGUAUUUAGAGUUUUUAAAUAAACGCUAAAGCUGGUGAA
Polyodon spathula (Mississippi paddlefish) is the source of this 6261-nucleotide messenger RNA. RefSeq names its product RE1-silencing transcription factor B-like. Bases 140 to 3169 code for a protein of 1009 amino acids. Gene Ontology annotation, biological process: regulation of gene expression. The transcript has 4 exons. Gene Ontology annotation, cellular component: nucleus. Lineage: Eukaryota; Metazoa; Chordata; Actinopteri; Acipenseriformes; Polyodontidae. The record is from RefSeq and is a predicted model, not a curated record.